Molecule: messenger RNA, 2341 nt
Organism: Xyrichtys novacula (pearly razorfish)
Lineage: Eukaryota; Metazoa; Chordata; Actinopteri; Labriformes; Labridae
Source: the annotation of a GenBank genome assembly
AUGAUGAUGGUGAGCGAUGACUGUCUGGUGGAGUGUAAGAUCGAUGAUGACAGUGAAGAAGAGGAGAUGAAAAUCCCUCCGCCUCCUCCAGAGUUUGCAUCCAAAACCUCGACUCCAGGGCCCAAACCUCCGACUCCUCCCACAGCUCCUACCACUCCCACACCCACACCUAAAUCUACACCUACUCCUUCACCUACACCUAUACCUACACCCCCACAGCCUGUCAACAGAGAUCCUUAUGGAAUCAAUCAGCAUCUAAAGGUUUUUCUUACCUCUUCCUCUCUCGAUACAUUUGCAUUAUUUGACACAAUAGCGAAAGUGCCUUUGCCUCUUUUUGCCUCUGAAGUCAUUGUUUCUUUGAGUUACUGUGAGAAACUUGAUUCAUGUCAUCCAACAUACCUCAUUUCAAUGUGUUCAGUUGGUUUACGUUGAAUUUUUUUGGCCUUUAUCAAAGAAGAGAGGACAGUGGAUAGAUCAGUAAACUGGUGGAGAGAGCAGACUGUAGGUUGGAAUCAAGCAUAUGGGGUGCAUGUCUAAACCAAAGGCUAAGUAAUAAACUCCUCCUCUGUCUACAGUUGCACUGCACUGUCCUUAUUAAAAUGCACCAGGCCAACACCUAAGAUCAUGUUAGCCUUAUCAUUACACAGGAUGUAUGGAAGCCCAUUGCUGCCAUUUGAAAAAAAAAAAGAAAAAAACUUUGCCUACAUUUUUAAAAAGUCUCUAUCUAAAAUUCACGGCACUAAGUGACUUAAGUUAAAUGUGAUCAAGUUUUGCUGGUUAGGUGGUGCACAGUCUUGGCCUUCAGUGAGGCUGAGUGUGCAAAGAGGAUGGAUUAAGGCCCUCAAUCAUUCAAAGGUUUGUGUAGGAGUAAUUUCAAUCAAAACAAUCAUUCAAUCAUUUUAUCCACUGGAACAAAUACUCUGUACUGCAGAAACAAUCAGGGACAUGCACAUUCUUCAAUUAUUUAAAACUCAGGACAAACCAACAAUUGACAGCUCGAAUAAAGUAAAGCACUUUGUGUUACAUCCUUUUGUAUGAAAAGCACUUUAUAAAUAGUGUUUGAUUUGAUUUGAAAAAUAACCCAUGUCCUGUGCGCUUUGCAUUAAACAAAGCUUGGUUGUUUUUUUAUGGCUGGCUCACAUGGCUGUAAAAAGUUCGAAAGACAGACAUAUAACAGAUAAAUAGAAGAGCUCUUUAACUAUAAAUCUAUAUUUUUACCCAGUUAUUACAACUAUUUAUCAAUUGGUUUUGACGUAUCUCAGAAUUUGGCAUUUUUGUCUUGGACUGUAAAUUUUUGUCUAUAAUUAUUACAUAUCUGAUAACAUUUUUAUUUUGGAUUGUUGACUUUUUUAAGAUAAUUUUAUCUCAUUUUGAGACUUUUUUUUUGGGGGGGGGGGGGUUAUAUUUUAGAGUUUUUAACUCACAUCAAGUUAUUUUGACUUCUUAUCUCAUAAUUAUAAUUUGCCAUUAUUUUGUACUUUUUUCCUUGGAGUCACUUUUUUUUGUAUCCUUCUUUCCUUUAUUUCUGUCCCACUUGUUGCACCCCAAUAAAUAUUUGUAACAUUUCGAAUGAAUGGACAGGCUUUAUUUAAACCACAGUCUUUUUUGCGUCUUGUCUGCAGGUGGAUGUCAAUAAGGUGCUAGUGGAGCCGACCUCACCCCACGGUCAAGACAAGGUGUGGGUCUACAGUACUGCUGGCUUUGAGAAGACUCGUAUCUGUACUUACCGCUGCCUCACCUUGCUGUUGGCAGUGCCCUUUGCCCUCCUCUGUGGUGUCGUCCUGGCUGUUCUCGCCUGUCUACAUGUCUGGUAUAUUUAUUAUGCAUCCAUACACACAUUAGUGUCUAACUCAUGAAAUAUACUCAAUCACAAAUCAAAUACAGUAAAUGAUGUGAUGAUAUAUGAUCAAAUUACGAUACAAAUUAUAAAAUAAGCCCUUUUUUAAAAAGGACUGGGUGAUACUGUUUUGCAGGGUACAGAGCUAGAAACAGGUAAAGUGGCCCUGACGGUCAAAAGCACAAAUAUUCCAGGAUGGGCAGGACAAAGAGUUUUAUGCCUGACGAUGAAUCUUUGAGUUGUCCCAUCUGUGUUUCAUUCUUCUACAAAACCAUCCUCUAAACUCUCUCCUGUCUCUGUUGCCAUCCCUCUCUCUGCAGGGUUUUGGUGCCUUGCAUACAGCUGAGCCAAACUUUCCUUCCAUGCCUGCGAUCUUUGUGUUUCUGUGCUGUGGAUGUUAUCCUCUCUCCCUUCUGCACGUCUCUGGCUCUCUGCUGCAGUCAAAUCAACAUUUUACUGUCCAAAAAAGACUGGCGUCCAAUGAAAGACAAGGAGGCUGUUUGA